Gigantopelta aegis is the source of this 3710-nucleotide messenger RNA. Its product is annotated as poly(U)-specific endoribonuclease-B-like. Gene Ontology annotation, molecular function: RNA endonuclease activity. The coding region runs from base 95 to 958 and encodes 287 amino acids. The record is from RefSeq and is a predicted model, not a curated record. The transcript has 6 exons. Lineage: Eukaryota; Metazoa; Mollusca; Gastropoda; Neomphalida; Peltospiridae.
AGUGAUCCGGAACCAUAUGCUGACAGGUUAUGGGAGGGUCCUACGUAAACCGAUAAAACAUUCAGCAGAUCUGACGCGUCCAUAAUUGAUCCACAUGGCGCAUUACUCUGGGAAUAACUUCACUCCUGACCCUGACUUGUCAGAACAGCUGACCAAGCUUUGGGAACUGGAUACAAAUAAGUGUUUUCCAGGUGUCGAUUAUGAACUGGAUCUGCAAGGCUAUGUGACAAGUACCCGGAACGUAAGCCGUGACUAUGCAUAUGACAAACUCUUCUACUGGGUUGAUGAAGAAAAUGUGUUUGAAAGACCCACUUACAAAGCCUUCAAAAAUUUACUAGACAACUAUGAAUUGGAGAUAGGAACUAUUGAGAAUGUGACAUUUGAGGAGAAAAAGGAAAACUGGGCUUUUCUUGACGCCAUCAUGGAAACUCCUGUUAUGCAGGAAACACACAAGUAUCUGGUAUCCAAGGCCGAUGUCUCUGAAGAUGAAAGUGAUUUUAAGAAAUUGCUACAUGACAUUUGGUUCCGGAUGUUUAGAAAAAAAGGAUGUCGAGGAAACGACUCAUGCAGUUUUGAACAUGUCUUUGUUGGUGAAGGGAGAGGCGAAGAGUUUAUUGGUCUUCAUAACUGGAUAAAGUUUUAUUUGGAGGAAAAAGUAGGAAACAUCAAUUACCAUGGUUACUUUCGCAGGGAAACUGUUAAGGACGAUGACGUCCCACGUCUGUUAGCCGUCCAGUUUGACUGGAAGGGCAUCAAGGGGAAGCCUCUGUGCAGCAUCUUCAUUGGCACAAGUCCCGAGUUUGAGAUUGCAGCGUACACCACCUCUCUGUUGCUAGGUAAAGAUGACGGAAGUACGGAUAUACAGCUGGGGGAGUAUGAGAUUGAGCUGACCUGUCACUCGUUUGGCUAUCACAGGAAGAAGUUGGGCACAGCAUUCAUUACAGCUGCUAGGAUUUAAAUUGACGUUUUCAGUAUUUUUGGUAUUUGCAAGAUUUGCAGCAGCAGCUAUGGAUUUAAAUUAACAAAUUCAGUAUUUUGGGUAUUCGCAGGAUUUGCAACAUCUAGGAUUUAAAUAAAAGUUUGAUAUUCAUAAGGAAUUAGAGAAACUUCAAUGACAUGUUUUACAAAUAUAUUUUGGGGGUUUAAAAAAAUUAAAACUACCUUUCAUGAAAUUACCAACUAUCUUCCAAAUCUUUCAACUUUUAAACCAGAUGCCAUCAAUGUCCUGCAUAGAUGCGGUGGAGGGGGCAAGGGGGUAAUGCCCUCUCUCAAACUUAAACUGGAGGGGCCAGCCUCCCUCCAUUGAAAGGCAAUCUAAAUAAAACAAUUAUGGAUUUAAAUGGGUUUUUAUAACUCCCAACGGUUCACAAGAAAAUAUAUACAACCUCAAUGCCUAUGUUCUGAGUUAAAUAACUUUUUAAAAUGUACUUCCAUGUUCAACCAUGUUCUUUGUUGAACAAUUUAUCCACAGAUAUUCUCUAAUACAAACAUGUCAUUGAAUUUUCCUGUUCCAAGAUGAGAACAGUAGAGCUGAAGUUCAGCAGUCCAUGCUUAUUUUGGCUGACUUUUCUAUAAAGCUGUUUUACAAUUGUAGGUGUACGGGUAAAAAACUAUUUAAUAUUUUUACUCAGAAAGACUGGCUUAUGGUCUGCAGCACAUACUGUGUUGCUUGGUUAUGGUUAUUUUAAGCACCAGUUGCUUUUGAUGGGAUUGUUGAGCUGAUGUAGAGUGCUAUGUUUUUAAGAUAUUUUAUUGGUCAGAUUGCUAUCCAAAUUAUUUUUGUCCCGUCUGGAACUCGCAGUUUAAAAAAAAAAAAAAACCCCACUAAAAUAAUGAUUCAAACUUGUUUAAUUUAGUAAUUAUUCUUAGGCUCAGGACAGUAUAUAAUAUACAUCAAGUUUUUUUAUCUUUACAGUCUUCAGACAUGUUAACAUUAUUUGCAAUAAACGGACUUCCGGACAGGACAAAAAGGAGACCCUUAUAUGAUUUAUGCUUGCCAUGUCUAGAUCAGUAUUUUAGUCAAGUUAAUGCAACACACAAAAGUAUCAGUUUCAUCAGCCAUGCACUGCCUUUGUCAAGAUUUCAUAUUUAAAAAACAAUUAAAUGAAGAUAUACAAAACGUUAAAACUGACGGUUAGUAUGGUCCCACGUGACCUCAGGGUGACUUUACUGGAGCUCUGAGCAAGGCUUCUAGGGGCUUUGGCAUUAAUGGCAUUGCUUAUAUAUUUGCCACUUUGUACUCCCCAAAGGCCACACUGGGUAUGACAAACAAUUUAUACAUCAGAAACUGCACACUAACUGGGUAUAAUUUAUGCAGAUUUGCAUAGUUCAAAGACAUAAUAUAAUUAAUAAUCAUAUAUUUUGUGAUGUGUUAUGAAUAUUCUUGGCAAUAUUAGUAUAUCUAUAAUUUAUAACCAGCUGAAGGUAUGUUUGUUAUUUUUUACAUUCUCUUUGAUGGAAAAUAUGUAUGUACUGAUUCUUAUUAUGUAAUUAUGUUUUGUUUUUAAAUUAAGGAAUCGUGAGUUGUGGGGUAUGAAUUGAUAUUUUAAUGACCUCAGGAUCCAUUUUUCUCUGAACAUAAUGUUUCAGUUCAGUAAACCACAAAACACUGCACAUUUUCAUAAUCAUUUGCCAUUUCCAGUCACAGUGAAAUAUGGUAAGUAUUAAGAAAGCAAAUUGCAACGAUUUUGAUAUAUACAUGUAUUUUGUAAUGAAGUACAUAACUUACUUCUAAUGUUUACAGUUAAUUUCAAAAUUAACUUGGAGCUCAGGACACAUUAUAUAUUGUGGCAUUAUUAUAUUGUUAUUGAGAUUAUUUCAUUUAAGGAUAAGAGCAAAAUAUAUUUGCCUAAAUGAUGAAGCUAUUUAUCUAUUAGUUUUGUCCAAUUUUACGACCAUGUAACAUACUGUACCCUAAUACUCAAAAUCUGACACUUUUGUCUGUUGCUCUGUAGUACUUAUUUAUGAUCUAUGGUUUAUGUAUUUGCAUGUUCUGUGCGUGUAUGCUACAUACAUACUUGAAAUCUAGUCAUCUAUUUUUAUACUGGUUUUGUUUUCAACAAUGCAAUAUGUGUUACUAUCUUUGAUACUACCCAAAUUUGAUACUACAUUUAUUACAUUACUCUUUAUGGAAUGUGAUGUCUGUUACCUUUAUUAUAAUAUCUGUAUUUGUCAUAGUUAAUAUAACUAAGUAUAUUAAAACAAAGCUUUUAACUUGCCCAACAAUACACAAGUCAAUAUUUUAGGUUGUCAAAUACUAGAAAAGUUGUAUAUAUGCAGAAAUGUCCAUUAUUGGGUCCAGGUGUGAUUAUGGGGAGUGCUAUAUGUGAACUUGGUUUAGCAUAUAACAAAUUAUGAUAUUUUUUAUUGUUUACUUUGCAUUUCUUGCAAGUAUAUGUCAAUACUGAAUGGAAGACAAAUCAGAUUUAAUAAGCAACUCUUGGAGCAAUGUCAACACAUUGUAGUCUGUAUUACAAGUACAUUUGUGUAGAUACAUAUCCUUUUUUGUUACUCUAGCCCUGAAAUAAUAUUGUUUUGGUCAGGAAUUUGCUUUUUAAAUACAUCUUGACACAUGACGUUUUUGUUGGACCAUAUCCCAAGUAAAGUCCUGAAUUUCUCUGAACCUUUUGUAUAUUCUAUGCAUAGUGGAUUUUGUUUUCUUUUUAUAGUAUAUUUACAUUAAAGGUAUAAUAAAAAUACAUUACUACUUA